Rhineura floridana is the source of this 928-nucleotide messenger RNA. RefSeq lists its product as uncharacterized. Lineage: Eukaryota; Metazoa; Chordata; Lepidosauria; Squamata; Rhineuridae. The record is from RefSeq and is a predicted model, not a curated record. Bases 138 to 782 code for a protein of 214 amino acids. The transcript has 3 exons.
CCAAGCAGGAGGUGGCAAGCUAGAAUUUCAGUAUCACAAAAAGGAAAAAAAAAAGGUGGGGUGGGGGGUAAGCUUGGGAAUUCAGAGUCAUAAAAGGGCUUCCACCAUUCAAGCAGAGAGAGAGAUCACACACAUGCAUGUGUGGCGGCGGCUCUUCAUCUCUCCAGCAAGCUCCAAGGCAACAGCAGCCCUUCACCCAGAUAACUGGGAUAGAAAACCCAAGACCAAAAAGGAUGAGGAUUGCCACCAUGGCCACCUUCGCUGUGCUUUCAAUACAGUUUUGUAUGCUGGCUCAAGCCAGUGGAAAGUUAGCUGGGAAAGGGCAGGUUGCUGAAAAGGACCCAGCUGGGGCUGUAGGAACCAGGAAGUCCCUCCAUCCAUCCCAGGAAGGAGACAGAGAGCCCGAAGUGAGAAGAGAGCCUUCCCCCUGGUUGCAGAAGGCAGCAGAAGAAGCUGGAGCAGGCGGCAGAGCCCACAGCAAAGCGGCAAGCAAACCCCGACUGGGCAACAUUCAGCAGAAGGCCAGUGGCAAGAAAAAGAUUCCUCAGCGGCCCCCUCCAAAAAGCAAGAGCCAAGGGCUUCAGAGCCACCUGAAAGGCUAUGGGAAGUUUAAUACAGAUACGUAUUCCUGUCCUGGGAUUCAGUUCAAAGCCUGCAAAAAACCCUCAGAUUGUGACGGCUGCUUGGGCCUCUACACCUGCAAACUGCCAAGAGGAAAGUGUGACCUAAAAGCAGUUUCUCACGAAACAGGUGGUUUCUUCCAGAGUAUCCAGAACAGAUAAAUGACAUUUGAUUCCUGACAUAAGAAAAUGAAAGAAGAGUGCUACUUGACAAAAACCAAACUUUCCUGACAUAUGAAAAUGAAAGAAGAGUGCUACUUGACAAAAAUCAAACUUUGCAUGUUAGUUUCUCAUGUUACAAUUUCUAA